UAAUGGUUUCAAUCUGCCGGAGCUUUGAAUUGGGUUUCCUAGCUCGGUCAAUUAACUUAUUAUGUCUGGCUGCAUUUAUUUCUGAGUUUUCAAUGGUAAUGAUCCAAAGAUCUAGUAUAUUAAAAACCGCGAGUAGUACUUGUCAAGCUCUAUCAUAUUGACUGAUAGUCAGUCCGGCCUCCUUAAGAAAUUCCAAUCAGUGAAUUAGAGAGAGAGAGAGCCACACAUACCUAGGAGCAGCUUCGCCCCUUUUUCCUAUCCAUGAAACACCUCUGCCUCUAUUCUUAUGAGUCCAUGAUGUAGAAUGUCCUCGGCAGCUAAAGCUUCAUCUAUACAGUCAACAUGAAACCAACUCUCGCUCCUCUCCACGUUUUCCUUUUCCAGCAUAUCAUCCGGCUGAUCAUGGCCACAGAGUCGCUACCUAUAUACUCUCCGGCCUUUUCUAUGACCAUUAGCUGUGGCUCCUCAACAGAAGUAGAAAUCGAUCCUGACGGGCGACAUUGGGUUGGAGAUGUCAGCUCAAAAUUUUCCCCCAGAGAAGUAGGAGAACCUGGUUACACAUCUGAAGCUACAAAAGCACCACCUCAGUCGUCCUCCACCAGCCGAGUGCCAUACAACACAGCCCGCAUUUCUCGCUUCGAAUUUACUUAUAGAUUUCCCAUUGCUCCAGGCCAAAUGUUAUUCGUUCGCUUACAUUUCUAUCCUGCUUCCUACCCCAACUUCACCCACUCUGAAGCUCACUUCUUUGUCACAGUGGGUCGCUAUAUCCUUCUCAAAGACUUCAAUGCUUCUCUUUUUGCAGAUACUGAGGGAGUGGAGACGAUAUACAAGGAAUUCUGUGUGUAUAAUGACGCAGAUGAUACUCUAGAUUUCACAUUUAGUCCCAGCAGGACAAGCUCCAAUUCAUAUGCCUUUAUCAAUGGAAUUGAAAUUGUGUCUAUGCCACCUAACCUUUACUACAAUACAUCUGAGAGUCAUAGGCUUAAUUAUGAGGGAAACAAAGUAAGUUAUCACAUUGAAAACAGCACAGCUCUUGAGAUGGUCUACCGUAUCAACAUUGGUGGAAAGAGACUCUCAUCCAUGGAAGACACUGGCAUGUACCGCAGUUGGGAUGGUAAUGAUGACAUGUACUUGGAUGAUUUAAGUAGAAGAUUCAGCGUUAUACCAGCAAACACGAGUAUUCAACUCAAGUUUGGAAGCAUACCUGAAUACACUGCGCCGGAUGAGGUUUACCGCACUGGCCGUUCAAUGGGGAUGAACAAAACCAUCAACAACAAGAGCUACAAUCUCACCUGGGAAUUUCCUGUAGAUUCACGAAUUUCUUACAUGGUUAGGCUCCAUUUUUGUGAGUUUGAACCUGAGAUUGCCAACAACGGAGACCGAAUGUUUCAACUUUACAUUGCAAAUCAAACUGCUGAAAAAGAAGCGGACAUAGUCAUGUGGAGUGGUGGAAAUGGGAUUCCAACGUACAGAGACUAUUUCGUGUUCAUGUCUGACUCUGGAGGCCGGAGGAAAGUAAAUCUUUCUGUCUCAUUGCAAGCGAAUUGGCAGACUACGUAUCCUGAUGCGAUCUUGAAUGGGCUCGAAAUCUUCAAACUAUUUGACUCUAACGGCAAUAAUAUUGAUCUGAAUCUAGACCCACGACCAGAGGGGACACCACCACCACAAGCGCAAGCGCGCAAAAUUCCAAACAAGUCGACUCCGGUGAUUGCCAUCAUUGCAGGUGUACUUUCCAGCAUGCUUGUGUUCUUUGUCCUCGGAUUUUUGGUCAUCAAGCGAAGAUGGAAAGCCAACGACUCCAGCUCCAGAGACAGGGCGACACAGUCUACCAUGAACCUUGGAUCACCAUUACCAUCUUAUUUUUGUCGUUACUUUUCACUGGCAGAGAUCAAGGCUGCCACCAAAAACUUCAAUGAUACCUUCAUUAUUGGAGCGGGAGGAUUUGGCAACGUCUACAAAGGAUGCAUUGAUGGUGGAGCCACUCCAGUCGCAAUUAAAAGACUAAAACCAGAGUCAUCCCAGGGUGCCCACGAGUUUAAGACGGAAAUUGAGAUGCUCUCCCAACUUCGUCAUCGCCAUUUGGUUUCGCUCAUUGGAUAUUGUGCUGAGAAAGGUGAGAUGAUCUUAGUGUAUGAUUACAUGGCCUGUGGAACCCUUCGCGACCAUCUCUACCACACCAAUAACCCACCUCUUCCUUGGGAGCAACGGCUUCAGAUUUGUAUUGGAACAGCCCGUGGGUUGCAAUACCUCCACAGUGGCGCGAAGGGCACCAUCAUACACCGUGAUGUGAAAAGCACAAACAUCUUAUUGGAUGACAAAUGGGUGGCCAAAGUUUCAGAUUUUGGGUUGUCCAAGGGCACGAAUACCAUGUCCAAAACCCACAUCAGCACGGUGGUGAAAGGCAGUUUUGGGUACCUGGACCCGGAAUACUACCGCCGACAACGUUUGACUGAGAAGUCAGACGUGUACUCACUUGGGGUACUGUUGUUUGAGGUGUUGUGUGCAAGGCCAGCAGUGAUUCAGACAGAAGAGCUGAAGCAAGUGAGCCUGGCUGAGUGGGCCAAGAGCUGUCAUCAGAAUGGGGAAAUUGAUCAAAUCAUUGAUCCAAGUUUGAGAGGUAAGAUCGCAGCCGAGUGCCUGAAUAAGUUCACCGAGAUAGCUAUCAGUUGCAUGCAUGACAAUGGAACAGAACGGCCGUCCAUGACAGAUGUCGUUAGGGGCCUUGAACUUGCAUUGCAGCUUCAGCAGAGUGCAGAAGGGAAUAUCAACUGCACUGAAAUGAAUGUUGAAACUGAAACAAGCAGCAGUGAGCAAAGUUGUGCCACCAAAGAUUCCAUUAAAUGUAUAUCUGCAACAAUCUUCUCUGAGAUCAACAACCCGAGUGGGAGAUGAUGAGCAUUAUUUCACAGAAAUGAGAGCAAUCUGGACAGAACCAUCAACCGGAGCUAGGAUGAACAGCAUGAAGGAGAAAAGUAGUUCUGCUCCAAGGAGUUGGCUCUUUCUUCUUCCUCAUUUGUUUGAAAGAAUGGAACUGUAUGAUCAAAGUUAUCACUAUUGCUUCUGUGAA
Messenger RNA from Rosa chinensis, 3067 nucleotides. Its product is annotated as receptor-like protein kinase FERONIA. The record is from RefSeq and is a predicted model, not a curated record. Bases 343 to 2892 code for a protein of 849 amino acids. NCBI's taxonomy places the organism in Eukaryota, Viridiplantae, Streptophyta, Magnoliopsida, Rosales, Rosaceae. Gene Ontology annotation, molecular function: ATP binding; protein kinase activity. The transcript is spliced from 2 exons. Gene Ontology annotation, biological process: protein phosphorylation.